AUGGCCACACCGAAGAGUUCGACGAAGCGCAGCAAGGGCGCGAAGCGCUCGCACCAGAAGCCCAAGAGGACGUGGAACGUCUAUGUCAGCCGCUCGCUCAAGUCGAUCAACAACCAGAUGUCGAUGUCCAGCCGCACGAUGAAGAUCGUGAACUCGUUCGUGAACGACAUCUUCGAGCGCAUUGCGUCGGAGGCGGCCACGAUCGUGCGCGUCAACAAGAAGCGCACGCUGGGCGCGCGCGAGNUGCAGACGGCCGUGCGUCUCGUGCUGCCGGCGGACCUGGCGAAGCACGCCAUGGCGGAGGGCACCAAGGCGGUGUCGCACGCGUCCAGCUAG
Molecule: messenger RNA, 336 nt
Organism: Trypanosoma grayi
Lineage: Eukaryota; Euglenozoa; Kinetoplastea; Trypanosomatida; Trypanosomatidae
Product: histone H2B
Exons: 1
Coding region: 1-336 (111 amino acids)
Biological process (GO): nucleosome assembly
Cellular component (GO): nucleosome
Molecular function (GO): protein heterodimerization activity; DNA binding; structural constituent of chromatin
Source: RefSeq, a predicted model, not a curated record